This is a messenger RNA of Aphidius gifuensis, 1702 nucleotides long. RefSeq names its product tubulin alpha-3 chain-like. The coding region runs from base 104 to 1447 and encodes 447 amino acids. Lineage: Eukaryota; Metazoa; Arthropoda; Insecta; Hymenoptera; Braconidae. The transcript has 8 exons. The record is from RefSeq and is a predicted model, not a curated record. Gene Ontology annotation, molecular function: GTP binding; structural constituent of cytoskeleton. Gene Ontology annotation, biological process: microtubule cytoskeleton organization; mitotic cell cycle. Gene Ontology annotation, cellular component: microtubule; cytoplasm.
GCAUGCUUUUGUUUAUGACCAGACUAGUACAGUAAUCCGACUGUUACACCUGAACAGUGCAAGCUCACACCUGAUUUAAAAUUUUCUUUGGCUUUAUUUCAACAUGCGAGAGUGUAUAUCAAUACACAUUGGACAAGCAGGUGUUCAAAUGGGUAAUGCCUGUUGGGAACUUUAUUGUCUUGAGCAUGGUAUAUCAAAUGAUGGAACACCAAUUGACACUGAAUCUGAUGGUAAAACUGAUGAUUCAUUUAAUACAUUUUUUGCUGAAAGUGAUACAGGAAAACAUGUACCACGUGCUGUAUAUGUAGAUCUUGAACCUACUGUAAUAGAUGAAAUCAGAACAGGAACAUAUCGUGGAUUAUUUCAUCCAGAACAAUUGAUAACUGGUAAAGAAGAUGCAGCAAAUAAUUAUGCACGUGGUCAUUAUACAAUUGGAAAAGAUAUUGUUGAUAUUACAAUGGAUAGAAUUCGUAAAACAACAGAAGUAUGCAAAGGCCUUCAGGGUUUUUUGAUAUUUCAUUCAUUUGGAGGUGGUACUGGAUCAGGAUUUUCAAGUCUUUUAAUGGAACAACUCACUGCUGAGUAUCCUAAAAAAAGUAAACUUACUUUUAGUAUUUAUCCAGCACCACAGGUAUCUACUGCUGUUGUUGAACCAUACAAUGCUAUUCUUCAUACACAUCCUACUCUUGAACAUUGUGAUGUUGCAUUCAUCGUUGAUAAUGAAGCAAUUUAUGAUAUAUGUAGACGACAUUUGAGUAUUGAUAGACCAUCAUAUAAAAAUUUAAAUCGACUUAUUGGUCAAAUUGUUUCUUCAAUAACAGCAAGUCUUCGUUUUGAUGGAGCAUUAAAUGUUGAUUUAAAUGAAUUUCAAACAAAUUUAGUACCAUAUCCCAGGAUACAUUUUCCCUUGGUUACUUAUGCACCAGUAUUAUCAUCUGACAAAUCUGGAUAUGAAAAAUCAUCAUGUAUGGAUAUAACAGCUGCAUGUUUUGAGCCAAAUCAUCAAAUGGUUAAUUGUGAUCCAAGAAAAGGUAAAUACAUGGCAGUAUGUAUGCUUUACAGAGGUGAUGUUGUUCCUAAAGAUGUUAAUGCAGCAAUUUCCAUGAUUAAAAAACAAAAACAUAUUCAAUUUGUUGAAUGGAGUCCAACUGGUUUUAAGGUAGGUAUAAAUUAUCAACCACCAACAGUAGUUCCAGGUGGUGAUUUAGCAAAAACUGACAGAGCAGUUUGUUGCUUGAGUAAUACAACAGCAAUUGUCGAAGCCUGGGGAAGACUUGAUCAUAAAUUUGAUCUUAUGUAUUCAAAAAGAGCAUUUGUUCAUUGGUUCGUUGGUGAAGGAAUGGAAGAGGGAGAAUUUGCUGAAGCAAGAGAGGAUCUUGCUGCAUUAGAACUUGAUUAUCGUGAGGUCCAAGAAGACGCUGUUAAUACAGACGAAGAUGAACAGUAAAUUUUUCAUAAAUUAAUAUGCUCAAAUGACAAAGUAAACUUCAAUAAAAUUGAUAAAUUAUUUUAAAUAUUAUUUAUCAUUUUCUACACUUUAAAAUAAUUAUUCUAUAAACUUAUAGCAACGUGAAAUUGAAUUUUAAAAUUAUCACAAUUUUAAUUUGUGAUUUUAAAUAAUAUAAUUAAUAUUAAUUAAUUAAAAUUUUUAUUUGUAAAUAAUUAAUUAAUUAUGUGAAAAUUAAAUUUAUUUAAAAACAGA